AUGAACACCUCCAGUCACCACGAAGUAGAAGAAGUCCCCCAUGCCAGCGGCCGGAUCGAUUUGUGCCGCUUCGAGAUGCAGCGUCGUCCACGGCGGAGCGAUUCCGAAUGGGUCGACCAGUCAACAUGCUUUCCUCAUCGGAGCGGCUCGUUCGCCAUGCUGCAGCCUCGCUUGACCCUUUUGUAUCAUCUCGGCUACCAGUCGCAAGAGAAUAUACGCACAGCGCGGGACCAGAGCAAUCAGUGGGACCUCAUUCCACUCCACCCCGUGAGCGCACAGCCUUCAGAUGCAUCCCGACACUUGCUAACGCUCAUGGCAGCACCCGUAGUCACGAUUCACCCGAGUCCUGUUACCGAGCGGCAAGUCAGUCGAGGCGCCGUCUGGUCGGUGGGUGGUCUUGCCCCCUUGGGCCACCCCGUCGACGAUGGGCGUGGCCACAUGAUCCGCUCAGGCACUCACGCUCAGGUCUACACCACGCCUGUCUCGCGCGGCAAGUCAACACUGCAGGGCGACUCGGAGCUUUACCAAGGUCGCAUUGCAAGAGCUCUCAAUAUCGACCGCGUCCGCAAGAUCCUCGACUUCAGCGGCCGCUCCACUUCACCUCAAGCAUCGCGAGACGCCAAUGGACGCUUGACGAAAAUGGAAGCAGAGACAAAGUGGAAUGGCGUAGGGUGGGUGAGCGCCAAGGAGACUGAAGGUGAUAUUUCUGGACAAAGUCAAGGUCUUGUGGCUGAUGGCUAUAACAGGCGCUCGAUCACGGAAGCCUACAAGCUAUCGUACCUUACCAGCCCCUCCUUUUAG
Molecule: messenger RNA, 801 nt
Organism: Emericellopsis cladophorae
Lineage: Eukaryota; Fungi; Ascomycota; Sordariomycetes; Hypocreales; Bionectriaceae
Product: Meiosis-specific APC/C activator protein-like protein
Exons: 1
Coding region: 1-801 (266 amino acids)
Source: RefSeq, a predicted model, not a curated record